This is a messenger RNA of Galdieria sulphuraria, 1876 nucleotides long. Its product is annotated as primary-amine oxidase. Gene Ontology annotation, molecular function: primary methylamine oxidase activity; copper ion binding; quinone binding. NCBI's taxonomy places the organism in Eukaryota, Rhodophyta, Bangiophyceae, Galdieriales, Galdieriaceae. The annotation marks the transcript as partial. The record is from RefSeq and is a predicted model, not a curated record. Gene Ontology annotation, biological process: amine metabolic process. The transcript is spliced from 5 exons.
AUGGAAGAUGUUCAACCUCGUAUUAUGUUUGAUGAACUAGUGGAGGUGGAGAGAGUUGUGAAGAAGGAUCCGAAAGUUCAAUUUAUUUUGAAAAAGUAUUAUCAUUUUGAUAAUAUGGAUCUUGUUAUAGCGGAUGGUUGGGGUAUUGGAAAUGAUGGAGAGACAUGGGAACAGAGUCGUCGUUUAGUGCAAGUUUUUCUGUGGUGCCGAAUGAAUGCGAAAGAUGAUAAUUUGUAUGCUCAUCCUAUCGAAGGCUUUACACCUAUUGUAGACUUGAACUUAAUGGAAAUAAUCUAUUAUACACUCCACGAGAAGCUGAUAUCUCCCAUUCCGAGAACCCAGUAUCCGUACACUGUUCGCCAACUAGGCGAAGAGAAUUUGCGUGAUAAUUUGAAACCUCUCUCUACUUGCCAACCUAAGGGAGUUAGUUUUCAAGUGGAUGGACAUGUUGUGGAAUGGCAAAACUGGCGACUGCAUAUUGGAUUCAAUGUUCGAGAAGCCUUAGUUUUAAGAGAUGUUGAAUUCUGUGACCAAGGAACUUACAGAAAAGUUCUUCAUCGUGCAUCAUUAGCUGAAAUGUUAGUUCCGUAUGGAGACCCUCGACCACCACAUAAUCGAAAGAUAGCAUUUGAUGUUGGAGAAUAUGGCUUGGGGUUUUGCUGUAACUCUCUGAAGCUUGGUUGUGACUGUUUGGGAGUCAUAACCUAUUUCGAUGCUGUUGUUCAUGAUACACUUGGCAACCCUGUUACAAUAAAGAAUGCCAUAUGUUUACAUGAAGAAGACUCUGGACUAUUAUGGAAACAUUCGGAUAUUCGUUCUGGAGAUGUAGAAGUUCGAAGAGGAAGGAAGUUAGUAAUUUCUUGCGUGGCAACAUUUGUUAACUAUGAAUAUGGUCUCUAUUGGUAUAGUAUUCUAUUUCUAUUUUUUCCAAUAAGACAGUAUUUUACUGUAGUCCCACUUCUAUUUAGGUAUUUCCAUCAGGAUGGAAAGAUUGAGUUCACUAUCAAACACACUGGACAACUUUUUACUUCUGCAUGGGAUAUAGAUCGAGAUGGGAAAUGUCCAUUUGGAACUUUAGUGGCACCGAAUGUCAAUGCUCAGUAUCACCAACAUUUUUAUUGUAUGAGACUUGACUUUGAUUUAGAUGAUGAAGACAAUUAUGUCAGCGAGUUAAAUGUCUCUUCCAUGUCAGAAAAGAAGGCUCGUUUAUAUCUUGAUUCGAACAAAUCUUGUUAUACCUUUAAUGGCAUUCAAGUUGAAGAGACCAUAUUUGAACAUGAGAAAGAAGCUCAAAGACGAGUGAAUCCAGAGGCUGCUCGAUAUUGGAAGGUUUCUACUAGUAAUCGUCGGAAUCGAAUGGGAUAUCCCUGUUCGUACAAGAUAAUACCUCAGUCUGUGAGCUAUCCGUUUGCUUUGGAUCAUUCCUCUAUUGUGCGACGUUGUCAAUUUGUGAAGAACAGUCUAUGGGUUACUCCAUAUGAUGAACUUGAAUAUUAUCCUGCUGGAGACUAUCCUAACCAAAGCAGAAAGGAUGAAGGGUUAGCCAAGUGGACGGAUUUUAAUCGGAACAUUCGUGAUACGGACAUAGUAGUUUGGUAUUCCUUUGGCAUUACCCAUAAAUAUUCCUUUUUUGGAAUAGUUCCUCAAUGUGAAGACUGGCCUAUUAUGCCUGUCAUUGAAGCUAGCUUUGCAAUGCAUCCUUCGAACUUUUUUGACCAGAAUCCAACAAUGGAUGUUCCUCCUCAGUAUCUGAUCAAUGACACCGUGCAUGCAUGUCAAAAUGGUCACUAAUUGGCUUGUCUUCGAAAACUGCAUUUUUAUGUUUGUGAAUGUUCUUGAGAUUAAAAAAUGACAGAAUAAACUUUGUAUUCUGGAA